AUGAUGCACUUUAGAAAGAAAUCGACUGCCUCUGGUGAUAGCCAGGGCAGUGGUGGUAACCCACAACAUGCUAAAUUGUCCAAGGAAGACGAAGAGAAGUGGAAGAUCAGAACCGCAAGUGUUUCUGAUCCAAUUUUAGAGGCUGUCCAAGAAGCACAACCUUUUGAACAGGCUGCUGACGCUUUCCAGGAUCCUAACCGUAAAUCUUACUUCAGUGGACUGGAAGGAUCCUCGGAACUCAGAGAUAUUUUUGGUCAACCUAUCGGCACACCUGAUAUUUCGAAUCCUACAAGAGCAAGGGACGAAAGACCGCUAGAUACGAUCCGUGGGUUUGAAUAUGCAGUAUCUGGUGAUCCAUCCUGGGCAAGCCAGCUGGAGACCUCACAGUAUGGGUUUAGAGUUAGACCUGAUUUCCCCUUGAUGACAACAAAUCCAUACUCAAUGGAUAAUGGUGCAGGAACUGGUUCGGCACCUGUUUACUCCGAGCAGGCUGUUUACACCGCUCCAGCCUCGAGCGGUGCUGGUGAAGGUACUGAGAAGAAGAAGAAGAAGAGAGGAUUAUUUGGCAGAAAGAAGAAGGAUAACUGA
This is a messenger RNA of Zygosaccharomyces rouxii, 588 nucleotides long. It is a transcript of the gene GSR1, whose product is annotated as Gsr1p. The record is from RefSeq and is a predicted model, not a curated record. Bases 1 to 588 code for a protein of 195 amino acids. NCBI's taxonomy places the organism in Eukaryota, Fungi, Ascomycota, Saccharomycetes, Saccharomycetales, Saccharomycetaceae. The transcript has a single exon.